Messenger RNA from Corythoichthys intestinalis (scribbled pipefish), 651 nucleotides. It is a transcript of the gene tmem14a, whose product is annotated as transmembrane protein 14A. Gene Ontology annotation, biological process: regulation of heme biosynthetic process. Bases 170 to 475 code for a protein of 101 amino acids. Gene Ontology annotation, cellular component: mitochondrial membrane. Lineage: Eukaryota; Metazoa; Chordata; Actinopteri; Syngnathiformes; Syngnathidae. The transcript is spliced from 5 exons. The record is from RefSeq and is a predicted model, not a curated record.
ACGCACCUGAAACGCAGUCACUCUCCAACUGAUGUGCAUUUGCUGCUUGACUUGAAUGGCCAUGUUUCACUGCAUUGACGCAUCGGCAACGCUGAUGUGCCUGGUGUAUUACCGGUCUUAGAUUGUCCAUUUUGUUGUUAGAUCCAGUGUGCCUCUGUCAGACUCUUCAAUGGCUAUCGACUGGAUUGGAUAUGGCUAUGCUGCGACAAUCUUGCUAGGAGGAUUUAUGGGAUACAAGAAAAAAGGCAGUGUCAUGUCUCUGAUGGCCGGUUUGGUCUUUGGUGGACUGUCUGCUUAUGGCGCCUAUAACAUCUCCAAUAAGCCCACUGACAUCAAGGUGUUAUUAUUUGCAUCCGGGCUCCUUUCUGUGGUGAUGGGGUCCAGGUACAAGAAUUCAGGCAAACUCGUGCCAGCUGGAAUUAUGACAGUUCUAAGUUUAUUGAUGGUGUUCCGACUUUUGCUCCUGAUGAUGUGACAGAAGAAGGGACGCGGGCAAGAAUUCCGACACAAAACAUGAUUCCAAGUUUGAUAUUGCAAACGUCAAUCAAAUGUGUUUACAUUAGGAGGUGGAAGCAUUAUAAUUCUGUAUAUAAUGCAAUUCCAAAAACAAAUAAAACCUCAGAUUUAAAGGCAAAAGUAAGUCAUUCUUUU